AUGGUUCUCCUGCUCCACCCAUUGUCUCCUCCUCAUGUUCCACCUGCAACCGGAGCUCCGUCAAUCUCCGCCGCUGGUAACCAUCACCGACAUAUUCUCUCCUUGUCUGAAACAUGCACAAGCAUGUCCCAGCUCAAGCAGCUCCACGCCUACACUCUCCGUACAACUUUCCCUGACGAAAACGCCACUCUGUUUCUCUACGGCAGAAUCCUCCAGCUCUCUUCUUCCUUCUCCGACGUCAAUUACUCAUUCCGUGUUUUCGAUUCGAUACAGCAAGAAAACCAUAGCUCCUUCAUGUGGAACACACUAAUCAGAGCAUGUGCACAUGACGUUUCCAGGAAAGAAGAAGCCAUUCUGCUUUACCGGAAAAUGUUAGAGAGAGGAAACCCGGCGCCGGAUAAGCACACGUUCCCGUUUGUCUUGAAAGCUUGCGCUUAUAUAUUCGGGUUAUCAGAAGGGAGACAGGUUCAUUGUCAGGUUGUAAAAUAUGGGCUUAGUGGAGAUGUGUAUGUGAACAACGGUUUGAUUCAUUUGUAUGGUUCUUGUGGAUGUUUAGAUUUAGCGCAGAAAGUUUUUAAUUAUAUGCCUGAGAGAAGUCUUGUUUCUUGGAACUCGAUGAUUGAUGCUCUGGUUCGAGUUGGAGAGUAUGAUUCUGCGUUCGAGCUGUUCCGACAGAUGCAGAGAUCGUUCGAACCAGAUGGUUAUACAAUGCAAAGUGUUGUGAGUGCGUGUGCUGGUCUCGGAUCUUUGUCGCUUGGUACUUGGGCACAUGCGUUUUUGGUUCGAAGAUGUGAGUUUGAUGUUGCAAUGGAUGUUCUGAUCAAAAACUCGUUGAUCGAAAUGUAUUGCAAAUGCGGGUCGUUGGGAAUGGCUGAGCAAGUGUUCCAAGGGAUGCAAAAACGUGACUUAGCUUCAUGGAACGCAAUGAUUCUAGGGUUUGCUACACAUGGAAGAGCUUAUGAGGCUCUGGAUUGCUUCGACCGUAUGGUGAGAAAAGACGAGAAUGUUAAACCGAACUCAGUCACGUUUGUUGCAAUCCUCAUCGCUUGCAACCACCGAGGCAUGGUUAAAAAAGGGCGUCAGUAUUUUGAAAUGAUGGUCACAGAUUAUGGCGUUGAACCUGCACUGGAGCAUUACGGUUGUAUCAUUGACCUUGUUGCCCGUGCAGGCUACAUUACUGAAGCUAUUGAGAUGGUGACAGGUAUGCCGAUGAAACCGGAUGCAGUGAUCUGGAGAAGUCUCCUUGAUGCUUGUUGCAAAAAGGGUGCUAGUGUGGAGCUAAGUGAAGAAAUUGCUAGAAAUGUGAUUGAAACAAGGGAAGAUAACCAAAGUUCAAGUGGCGCAUAUGUCUUGCUGUCUAGGGUGUAUGCAUCGGCUAGUCGGUGGAACGAUGUUGGGAUUGUGAGAAAGCUAAUGACUGAACAUGGAAUUAGAAAAGAACCAGGAUGCAGUUCCAUUGAGAUAAAUGGUAUCUCCCAUGAGUUUUUCGCAGGAGACACGUCGCAUCCUCAGACGAAACAGAUAUACCAACAGUUGAAAGUGAUUGAUGACAAGCUGAGAUCCAUUGGUUAUUUACCUGAUAGCUCUCAAGCACCGUUAGUAGAUGCAACCAACGAUGGAAGCAAAGAGUAUUCCCUCAGGCUGCACAGUGAGAGGCUCGCCAUUGCUUUUGGUCUGAUAAGCUUACCACCUCAAACUCCAAUCCGUGUAUUCAAGAAUCUACGCGUCUGUGGUGAUUGCCACGAGGUUACUAAACUAAUCUCAAAGGUUUUCAACACUGAGAUUAUUGUGAGAGAUCGUGUUCGGUUCCAUCACUUCAAAGACGGAUCCUGCUCUUGUCUAGACUACUGGUAGCAAAAAAAAACAUUAGUCACCGUUGAAAAGAUUGGACAUGCACUAACCGCUACAACCAAGUUUUGUAUACUUCACAAGUUUAAUAAUCAAGAAGCAUAUGAUC
Messenger RNA from Eruca vesicaria subsp. sativa (arugula), 1957 nucleotides. The record is from the annotation of a GenBank genome assembly. Lineage: Eukaryota; Viridiplantae; Streptophyta; Magnoliopsida; Brassicales; Brassicaceae.